This is a messenger RNA of Dreissena polymorpha, 1489 nucleotides long. RefSeq lists its product as uncharacterized. The record is from RefSeq and is a predicted model, not a curated record. NCBI's taxonomy places the organism in Eukaryota, Metazoa, Mollusca, Bivalvia, Myida, Dreissenidae.
GAAUAUAGGAGCAUCAAAGACUAUGCAGUGAACGCCAGUGGGAUAACAAAGGAGUAUCAAGAAUGGUUUGAUCAACUACCAGGGGCUAACAAGAAAGCUGUUGAGCAAUUUAAAGUGUUUGACCAGAUGUUAACUAUGAAGUAUAAAGAGAAUCUUCAAUUGAUAAAAUCGCAAUCAGUAAGGGCGAACAUGAAAGGUACUUUUCAACAACUCGCUUCUCAUGAUUGUCUUAGAAUCGUGAACUCAGAAGACGAAGGGUUGGAAGAAGAAAGAAAAAAAGAUUCAUAUAGCAAAUUUGUAAGGGCGAACAUGAAAGCCACUUUUCGACAAUACGCUUCUCAUGAGCCUCUUGAACUCGUGAGCUUUGAAGACCACGAAGUUGAAGAAGAAAGAAAAAGAGAUUCAUAUAGAAAAUUUGAGGCUGAAAUAAAAACGGUUACGGAAACAAAAGAAUCUAAACGACGGUUUAAACUCCUACGAAAAGUUUUCUUUAUGUUUCACAAUUGUUAUUCACAAAAUAAACGAAGGCCAAAACUGCUAGAAGGUUUGUUUAUGCUUAGCAUUUGUUAUUCACAAAAUAAACGAAUGUUAAAACUACUAAAAGAUAUGCAUGGUCGAAGAGGAGCUUUACUUAAAGGGGCUGACAAGAUAACUGUUACGGAAAUAAAAGAGGUUCACAAGAAAGCUCACAUGGAUUUUAAAGGGUUAUUAACGGACGCCGAAGACGAUUUUGCAAUCGAAGCUUUGCGCAAACCGGUUGAAAAUGUCAUCAUGAAAUAUAAACGACGUUUAAAACUGCUAGAAGCAAAGUAUGAUCGAAGAGGAGUUUUACUUAAAGGGGCUGACAAGAAAACUGUAACGGAAAUAAAAGGGACGAUGCAAUAUUAUCAUCGCAUAGAAUCUCGUGAAUACACUGAAACAACAACGAACGAUAAGGAAUGUAGAACACAGUUGAACGCUUACGUAAAAAUCACACUCGAAAUGCUCAAUAUUGCAUUAGAAAUUGUGAGUUCAAAGUUGAUUUUGCACAGAAAUAUUUUUCCUGAAGUAAUACGAAUGUUCCUACACUUUCCAACGAUGGAGGAGGAUGACUCUAAAGAACAAAAGCUCCAGUAGAAGAAACAAACUGUUGUAAAGACGUUUGAAUAUUAAUUGUAUGCAGUGCAAUUAGGCAAGCUGUAUUAAGACAACUAACAGCGUUAUGGAACAUUGAUAUUAACGUCCUGGUAUUGACGUCAUAGUUUUUACAUGAGCGAUUGAGUUUUUAUAUGUGUAUGUGAAUGUGUAAUAUGCACAACGAUCUUUUUGCUGAAUUGUGAUUUUAGACACUGGUAUUCACACUAAGUGUUGUGUCUAGUACAUUAUAGAACUUAUUAUUAAAAAAACACGAAACUUAAACCCUACGUAAUAUUUUAUAAUAUCUGUCAUUUUGAUUAUGUUUAUCAUUGAAACAGAAGUAUUGUUUGAAGUACAUACACGUUUUGCCCGA